Lates calcarifer (barramundi perch) is the source of this 1055-nucleotide messenger RNA. RefSeq names its product nicotinamide riboside kinase 2. NCBI's taxonomy places the organism in Eukaryota, Metazoa, Chordata, Actinopteri, Centropomidae. The record is from RefSeq and is a predicted model, not a curated record. Gene Ontology annotation, cellular component: cytoplasm. The coding region runs from base 143 to 751 and encodes 202 amino acids. The transcript is spliced from 8 exons.
GUAGUAAAAGGGGGGGACAUCUGUAGCGGAGAAGGACAGGGGAGAGAGGAAGGUUUUUAGAGCAGAGAGUGUUUGCUUUGGCUGGGUUCCCUUCUUUUAUUUACUGAAUUCCAGAGGUGACCAAUACACAAAAGAGCUGAAAAUGAAGUUCAUCAUUGGCAUUGGAGGGGUGACCAACGGUGGGAAGACCACCCUGACAAAUAGACUGCUAAAGACAUUACCUAACUGUUGUGUUGUGCAUCAGGAUGACUUUUUCAAGAAACCCGAUCAAAUAGAAGUCGGGGAGGACGGCUUUAGACAGUGGGAUGUGAUCACUGCCCUGGACAUGGAGGCUAUGGUCAACACUGUCAAAGGCUGGCAGGAGAACCCGGUCAAGUUCGCCCGCUCGCACGGCGUCAGCCUGUCACCUGAAGCCGAGGAAUCCGACUCAGAGGAGAAGGGAAUCCAUAUUCUCAUCGUCGAGGGGUUCCUCAUCUACAACUACAAGCCUCUCAUUGACGUCUAUGACAAAUGUUUCUACAUUUCCAUUCCUUAUGAGGAGUGCAAAAGGAGGAGAAGUACAAGGACAUACACAGUCCCUGACCCCCCUGGCCUGUUCGACGGCCACGUCUGGCCCAUGUACUUGAAACACAGGAAAGAGAUGGACAACAACUGCAGUAGAAUAGAGUAUCUCAAUGGGAUGACAUCAAAGGACGAGAUCUACAACAAAGUGUACGAAAGUGUUCAAAACUCCCUGCUAAAUAACUUAUAGCAGGACGGGGACAACAGCGGACUUGUGUAUAGACUUGUAAAUAUAAUUUUGAGUGAAUGAGUAACACCAGCUCUGUACUUCUAGCCUGAUUUGUAAAUAGUUAAUCAUGUAACUUAUUAAGAACUAAUGGCAGAAGUGUUGUUUUUUGUAUGAUCCUGUGUAACUUUUUUUCUAAAAGAUAAGCCACCUCUGGACUGCCCAGUGUUUAACAUCAGGGAUAAAUCUGAACUCUGAUCUUGUUGUAUUGUACAUCAAAGUAAAACGUCCACUUGUGUUUCACCACUUAAAGAAAUGACUGAAUCUA